Molecule: messenger RNA, 5046 nt
Organism: Plasmodium inui San Antonio 1
Lineage: Eukaryota; Apicomplexa; Aconoidasida; Haemosporida; Plasmodiidae
Exons: 2
Coding region: 1-5046 (1681 amino acids)
Biological process (GO): nuclear-transcribed mRNA catabolic process, deadenylation-dependent decay
Cellular component (GO): CCR4-NOT core complex; P-body
Molecular function (GO): molecular adaptor activity
Source: RefSeq, a predicted model, not a curated record
AUGAGCAACCUGAAUGGAAACACCAAUGGAAUGAGAAUCCCUCAUGAAGAAGAAGCCUUUAACGAUUUUUUCAAGCAUGAUGACUACAUGGAAAACCUCAAGGGCGGCACCAUGAAGACGGACAUUGUGAGAAAUCUGAAAAAUGGAAAUUUCACGUAUAACGGGAAGAACUCAGUUUUGUGUGCUCCCGAACAGGACAAUGACACUUACUCCAAAAUGGACCCUUCAAUGUGCAGGGAUGCGAACGGCCCAGUGGUCGCAGGGAAGCGGAACGCUGCGAUCAUGAUGCAGAGGAUGGAAGCGGAGAAGGGGACCUCGCCUGCUGGUGAUAACGGAGCGGGCGGCAAGGAUGUUAGCGGAAACGAUCUUAGCGGCAACUUCCGGAGUGGUAACGCCGGCGAGAAGGGACAGCGAAGAGAUGGCGCCAUCCUGUACUUGAAGAAAAUAAAAAACGUGAAUAUCUCGUGCAAGCAAAAUUUCCUCUUCUUCAUAUCGAACAUAUUCCUAAGUGAAAGCAUCAACAAAAUGAGUGUAAAAGAAAUAAUCCCACUUUUCGAAAUUGUCAUGGUAAGCAUUAAAGACUUUGUGAAGUAUAUAAAAGUCUUCCCCCCCUCCAUGCCCGCAGUGCAUAACUUUAAAAGCUACUGUAAUGUGAAGACGCCGUACUAUAAGUUCGAAAAAUUAACAUGCGCAGCUACGCACUCCCUCUUAGUACUAACUUACCUUCCGACUGAUCACGAAAUCUUUGUUCUUUGCAAGUUACUUAUUUUGAUAUGUGAAUCUGCUGCAGAUAAGAGUGAGACUUACAAAAUUAUAGGCACCAAACUGUUUAAGAUUGUUCAGGAGGCCAUAAAAAAAAUGCUUGUUCUUUUAAGGCGAGGCCAACAGAGUGAAAGGGAGGAGACCCUCAGUUUGUUGGCCCACAGUGGGAAAGAAGACGAGAUGUGUCCUAACCGUGUAACUGGCGAAAGCGAUUGCACUAUUAGCAGCAACCUCUGCCGUAAGGACGACACGCCCUUCCAAAGCACAACGAAUGCAAGCGCGAGUGAGAACACAUCUGCGCACACAAAUCCGGGCUACUUUAACGAACUGUUCCUCCACCUGGAGGUACUCCUGUGCAUAUUAGACCAAAUGUGCAGAAACUACAAAGAACUAAAGAAGCUAGUUACCUCCUACAUAGAAGACAACCAGAGUUACAACGUAAAUCACAUGGUCCCAUUCAUCCGUUACAACAUCAUUCAUCACAAAGCGUUAGACAAAAUGUUGUGUAAAAUAUCCAGAUAUAGUAACAACCUCUAUUCUGUUUCAUUUUGCACGGAGCUCAUCAAUUAUGUAGUUAUUAAGAAGAAGUAUUUACCUGCGGAUCAUGUUAGGAAGACCAUUAAAAAGCUAAUCAUGAUAAAUAAAAUGUUAUGUAGUGAUAAUCAACAUGUUUAUAUUCCUCCUACGAAAGAGACCAUUCUGCAAAACACCAAGAGGGAAUUGAAGCAAAUGUUUGAGGGGCUUCAAUCUUUGAAGAAACAGACCAAGGAACCACAGGAAGAGUCCAUAAAAACGCGCAUCAAUCUGACGGAGUAUAUAUUCCCGAGGAAGGGAGGCGGAGAGAAGACAAGGAAGGAGAAAAGUGCUGAUCGCGCGUGCAAAGGUAGUGAAUCUGGGAAAGCGAAAGACGAGGAGAUACAGAGCACGAACGACCAGGUAAAUGGGAAAGACACCCAAAAGCAGAGUAGUAGCAAAAAAGACGCAGCAACCCCAAACACGUGUCAUCAACAGAAGGAGCAAGUGCUCAAAGAAAACAACAAGCAGACGAUGCCCAUUUCAGUGACCCACCAAAAUAGCAGCAACGAGUGCCCGAAUGAAUCAUCCAUCACAUCCCCGCAGAGUAGUAACAAGUCACCCAACGCUGGAAACUCCUUUUUUAUAGCAAACGUAAAAAUUCACUAUGACCAUAACAACGUAGGUGAGCGCACCAUGUAUUUGUUGGAAAGACUGAGCCUAGAAAAUAAAACCAUUAACACGGAGAAAAUGAUCAGGAAGGAAAUUGUGAGCAACGAUUUUAACGAAGAAGGCGACCCUGCAAACAGCGAAAGUGCUAAUCCAAAUGGGGAGAACACGGACAGCGAUAACAAGGAACAAUACAUCAACCAUGGUUUAAAAAAUGGAUCUGCGGUAACUAUAAAUCGUAGCACUAUUAGAACGGAGGAUGGAAACGUUAGCAACUUAGGGGAUAGUACCGAACAGGAACAAAAUGAAGCCCAAGGGAAGAAACAUUUUAGCUCCUCCUCAUUGUACUCUUUUGAAUCGGAAAACUCAGAAAUGUCAGAUUAUUCAUCGACCUCCUCCAAUUCGUUUUCACCAAGCAGGCAGGGCGAAGAGGAAGAGGAACAGCAGGACGAAGAGCAGGACGAAGCGGAAGAGAAAAGAAACCACUACAAUGACACAUCUUCGUCUAGCUCCGUCGUCUCGUCCGUGUCGAGCGCGUCCGCCCUGAGCACCUUGUCAGCCUCCUACCUCGCCAUGCAGUCCGAAUUACAAAAGGAUACAAGUUUGAAGAUCCCCGAGAGCCAGAAAAACAGCCUAAUAAAUGACGUCCCCACCGUCAAAGAAAGCAACCUGAAUGAGAAGCCCCCAAAAAAGUACAUGCAGUAUUACUACGUACGCGACUUGUUGUACGAACCGGUGAGGUGUAAAUUUUUGCCUGCCCCACCUGUAGUGAAAGAAGAAAGAGGGUUAUUCAUUGCGUACCUUUUUGCGGAGUGGAACAUUUUGUAUAAGAAUUAUUUAAAUAUUUUGAAGAUGAGCAUUUGGAACCCCAUGCUGGAGAUCAUCAAGCAGCAACACAUUUCAAAGUGUGUAAAAUAUUUGGUGAAAUUAUGCACCAUUGGCUUUCUUGGCAUGGACCACUUUACGAAUCAGUUUCUGUCUCAUUCGCUUAACAUUUCGGUUAGUAUAGCUGUGCAGAAUUUGAAGAAAGCGGCACACGAUGUCAAACUGAGUGACACAGUGAAUGGGGGCAGUCCAAGCAACAGGGACGGACAACCCGUAGAGGGAGACAUGCCACGCAAAACGGAUGCAGAAGAAGUGAUCCAGACGAACGAGCGUCACUUACAUAAGAAGGAAUCGCCCCAGGAGUCGCUACAAAAGGGGGAACCUACCGAAAUCAAUGGCCGUUGCAACUGGAUAGCACCGAACGAAGGGGAAAAGGAACAGGGCAAUGAAAAUUUCAUGAAGGCUAAAACAAACGACGCAGAGUUAAGAGAAACGCACAAAACGAGCGACUUACUAAAUUACAGCUAUGUGGAUGCCUGGUGUAAAAUGGUCAUAACGAUGAGCAAGCUAGUAGAGCAAGAACACCUGUCCCCAGUAAUAAUCCUACAGAGGGCCCUCCAUGUUAUAUGCAGAGUCAUACACAAAAAGUGCGAAACUGAAAAGAAGACAUUUAAUCAGAGACCCUACUUUAGGCUAUUACACUGUUUGCUGGUCGAUAUCAACGAAAGUUGUGUGCAUCCAAAUGACAUAUACAUUUAUAUGGACUGCUUUGCGAACUGCUUUUCUUUGUUGUCCCCGUUAAGAGUCCCAUCAUUUUGUUUCUCAUGGCUAGAGCUCAUAUCGUCCAAAUAUUUUAUGCCGAAGAUGUUGGCCAAGAUUUGUGGCUGGGAAGCAUACAAAGAGUUGCUAGUUGCCUUGUUCACCUUUAUGAAUUUUUUUUUAAAAAAGGUAAAGAUAUCGAAAGCGAUAGAGGCGUUGUACAUAGGAACAGUAAGAAUCCUCCUGGUGCUGCUACAUGAUUUCCCAGAUUUUUUAUGCUGCUAUUAUGUGACCUUCUGCAGUUUGUUUCCACUGAAUUGUAUCCAAUUACGAAACCUUGUUCUGUCCGCAUUCCCAAGAAACGUAAAAUUGCCUGACCCGUUCAUGUCAGAUGUAAAAAUUGACUUGUUACAAGAAAUUAAGUUAGUGCCAAAAAUUUUGACAAAUAUCAUAUUCCCUCUCUUCAAAAAGAAAUUAAAAAAUCUAAUUGAUGAGUAUUUCACAAAUCCGGAUUUUACUCUACUCUUGCAUAUUAAGGACAAAUUAUUUUUUUCGAAAAGGAAGACAUACCACUACUCUGCUAAGUAUGACGUGGAUGUUUUAAACUCCCUCAUUAUGUACGUAGGAACGAGCAUUUGUAGAGCCAAGGUGAAUAAUAUGUUCAAAUUUAACAGCAACUGUGACCCUGUACUGCUACUCAAAUGUGAAGAUAGCAAUGGCAAUGUUCCUGAUGAUCAAGAGGAAUUACUGCAAGAAAUUGUUCUGCGUGACCCUGUGGAGAAAAGAAAAGAAAAAAAUAUUGUUUCCGCUACGAAACGAAAUAAAGCACAAAAAAUACAGAAUAAAGAACAAAAAAUACAGAAUAAAGAACAAAAAAUACAGAAUAAAGAACAAAAGAUGCAUAAUAAAGAGCAAAAAAUACAUAAUAAAGACCAGUCGGAACCCAACUUGUCCAAAAAAUAUGUAGAACUUAUGAGGGACAACAACGAGGGGAAAAAUGAAGAACAGGAGUUUUCUGGUAGCUACGAUGACGAAAAUGGUGAAAAUCUGGUGAUGGGUCUCAUGGAUGACGAUGCCGAUAAUGACAGUGACCACCGCGGAGAUGCAAUUUUGCAAAGAAGGAAGAAGCGAAGGAACGUUAUUGUUGUAAAGAAUAAUUUGGCCUACACUCUCUUCCUGUUUUUAUGCAAAGAGCUGGACAUGGAAGGGAGGUACUUGCUCCUGUCAAAUAUUGUGAAUCAUAUUAGGUACCCCAAUUCGCACACCCACUAUUAUUCUUGCCUCAUUUUAUUUCUGUUUUCGCAAUCGAACGAUGUUGUCAUUCAAGAGCAGAUAAUUCGAGUGCUGCUGGAGCGCGUCCUUGCGCAUAGGCCUCACCCCUGGGGAUUGCUGAUAACCUUUAUCGAGUUGAUAAAAAAUGCCAAAUUUCACUUUUGGGAAUGCCCAUUUGUCCACGCCGCAUCAGAGAUAAAGAAGUUGUUCCAGUCAGUUGCGCAAGCGUGCCUGGGCCGCGCUUAA